AUGUAUUGGCCCAUCGGAACCCCCAGAAUCUUCGCAACGAGUAGCAGGUCUGGUCCUGCGUUCAACCUCGUCGUCUCUCACGAUGGCCUGCCCAAUCCAUUCGACAACCGACCAACCGAUGAGCCCUCUUCAUACCUCAAUGCACAGUCGCAACAUUCCCAACAACACGACGACAUAGAGGUCGCCACUCCUCUUACACCAGUCACGCCUGCCAUUCAAUCUGUCGACCAUGACGAUGCCCACGGCUCAGAAACAACUCGUCCGUCACCUCGGCUCAACGUCAACAUUCCCCUAAAAGAUCCGGUACUUGCGCUGCGCAUCUCCCGGCCCGGUCAUCUCUUUGCCGUGAUAACCUCGACAUCAAUGACGAUAUGGCAAGCCAAGCCUACGGUCAUCCUAGCCGUGGUUGUCCGCUCAGAAUCGUCCCUGUCAACUUAUGGCGAAAAUGUGGAUCUUCUACUGCGCCCCGACUCUGCCAUCUUUGUGGUUCGAACAACACUGGGCUAUCUCAUCACAUAUUCUUUGGCGACCGACUCUGAGGCCCAAGUCUACAAGCCUUACUUCCCGAGUUACGCGAAUAUUCAGCGACGUCGCCAAAACCACCACGGUGGGCCCGGCAGUACAGCUCCCGAUCAGUAUCUUUGGGGUCCUGGUGAAGGCCAAGGGGUGCGUGACGUGAGCGUUCGCUUCAGAAUGGUUAUCAAAGUCGAUGCCGGCAUAGAGAGCGCUCUGGCACUGGAUGACGAGCUGGUUGUGGCCACGCGCAAACCAGCAGCUAUUCAGUGCAUACGCUGGACUCCGGACCAAAGCGGCAAUCAGACUAAGACGGAGAUUAUUAGUCGAAUGGGGUGGCUGGAGAAGAAGAUCACCGUCGUUCAGAUGACCCAUGAUCGACCUAUGAACCUGUCAACUUGGACCACCAGUGACGGCAAGGUUUAUGCAGUCCAGCGUCUACAUCCGCGCGACCAGUCUCAAGGAAAUUCAGAAGGUGUGGACCCCAAGAAGCUAUUCAAGGGUUACUGUUUCCACGCCCCGAUGAAACCGGAAGAAGCUGCCAAAAGAGCUGUUAUUAAUGCAAGAUUUUCUUUGAUCGCUGUUGGAUGCGCGGAUGGCUGCAUCCGUGUCUAUUCCGCUCGAGACUAUGCAGGCAAUAUCCCGCCCUCGCACACGCACACUACUCCGGUGUCGACGACAGUUUCUGGCUCAAUUACCACUUUGAGCUACUCCCCUGACGGCUACUGUCUAUUCGCUGGCUUUGAAAACGGCUGGGCUACCUGGAGUGUCUAUGGAAAGCCUGGCAGCCAUAGUUUUGGCGCGCAUGAUGCGAUCAUUAAGGCCAACGGUGAGAACUGGAUCGCUGGCGUAGGGGAUGCUGUCUGGCUUGGAAGUGGCUCAGAAGUACUCAUCACGCAUCGUCAGCACGAGGCAAUCUGGGUUCUGGAAAUGGCCAGGAGUGCAGUGGUCGGCAACUACAACGCGGCAAAUCUCAUGCGCACGGUAUUGCAGACGAGCACCAAUGUCAUGGUAUACCGCGGGUAUGAUCUGCCGGAUCUGGCGAGUAUCUCUGCAGAGCCUCAUUUGUGGCAUACGACAAAAGUACCUUCGACCUACCUUCUUCAACAAUGGCCGAUCCGGCAUACCGUGAUUUCACCAGACGGGCGAUAUGUCGCGGUGGCUGGACGCCGAGGUUUGGCUCACUACAGUGUCAACAGUGGCCGUUGGAAGACGUUUGCCAACGAAGCCAUGGAAAACGAGUUCCAGGUCAGAGGCAGCAUGUGUUGGUAUCAGCACAUCCUUGUGGCUGCAGUGGAGGCCAACAAGACGCAUGAACUUCGCCUCUAUUCUAGAGAGACGGUCCUCGACAACUCUCAAGUACUACACACUCAGCUAUUACCAGCACCGGUGGUGCUAGUGACUACAUCGGGGGAAGACUCACUGCUUGUAUACACGUACGAAAACCUCCUUUACCACUUCAUUUUUGCGCCUACCGGCGGUUCGAUUAGACUGGUUCAGCUUGGGCAAAUUGCGUUCCAUGGCAUAGUGCGGUCACCCGCUAGAGUUCGUGGGCUGAGCUGGAUUUUGCCGGAUAACCAACUCGUUGACGGUGAUCCGUCACAGGAUGUCGCUGUUGCGUCAGUCUUGUUCUUAGUUGAUGCCAAACUAGUAUUACUUCAGCCGUCGUUCAACAGCGAGGGGAAUCUGAAGUAUGACAUGAAAGUCAUCGCCCAAAACGUGGAAUUUCAUGUUAGCAUGAGGGACCAGCCGCAUUUCGACGCGAUAGCUACGCAAGCAGAAGAGUCUCUGUCAACGGGAGCAGACGUCACUUUGCGGAACUCCCUAUGGGUAUUCGAUGGCCAGGAAUUCAAGCUGUGGCCAGACAUACAAGAGGUGUUGCGAGCAGCAUCGACCGAGAUGCAACGCGAUUUGCCGAAGACAGUAUCAGUCCCUCUAGACUUCUAUCCUCUUUCAACACUCCUUAGCAAGGGCAUAAUUCUCGGGGUAGAAGCCGAUCUUGUACAGAGGCGGGACAUCAGUUUCUCAUUUUUCCGCUUCGCUAUCAGGACACAUCUGUUCUUGCCCGAUGUAUUGCGCUUUCUUCUUACUGAGGGCAGGACUGUAGACGCGGUCAAGCUAUCAGAACACUAUCAAAGCCUGGAGUAUUUUGCGCAUGCGCUGGAAAUCUUGCUUCACAAGGUUCUGGAUGACGAAGUGGAUUCUGGCCCAAGCCCGGAGGAGGCAAUCCUACCAAAGGUUUUGUCAUUGCUGUCUUCUUUCAAGCAGUAUCUGGAUAUUGUGGUACAGUGUACAAGGAAAACAGAGGUGAGACAGUGGCGGACGCUGUUUGCAUACCUCCCACCGGUGCAAGAGCUGUUUGAAGAGUCGCUUCAGCGAGGGUCUCUCAAGACUGCCGGUGGCUAUCUCAUCAUCUUACACACACUAGACGAGUUGGGAUCUGCUUCGGAGCAAACUGUGCGAUUGCUGUCAAGGGCGAUGAAGGAGGGCGACUGGGAAUUAUGCAAGGAAUUGGCACGGUUCUUAGCAGCCAUGGACGAGACGGGCGACACACUACGCGAGGCUAUGGAAGGGGUGAACAUCACACUGAAGAGCAACGAGGACCAAACUGGAAUAAUGAGUCGGCUUGGUGUGCCGAAUAGCAGGGGCGUCAAUGGUCUGGGCCUAAAAUACGCAGAACAGAGCGACGACAUGGAGUCAGAAGGCCAGUCUGUUAGCGACGCUGCGAGCUUCAGUUCGGAUGGUCGCUAG
Messenger RNA from Colletotrichum spaethianum, 3264 nucleotides. RefSeq names its product RAD50-interacting protein 1. Gene Ontology annotation, cellular component: cytosol; Golgi membrane; Ric1-Rgp1 guanyl-nucleotide exchange factor complex. The transcript has 3 exons. The record is from RefSeq and is a predicted model, not a curated record. Gene Ontology annotation, biological process: intracellular protein transport; retrograde transport, endosome to Golgi. Lineage: Eukaryota; Fungi; Ascomycota; Sordariomycetes; Glomerellales; Glomerellaceae. The coding region runs from base 1 to 3264 and encodes 1087 amino acids. Gene Ontology annotation, molecular function: protein binding.